CCUGUCCUCGUGAUACCUGAAAGCCCAAACGUUUCUGUGCUUCUAUUAAAAAAAGGGAAGAGGAGACAAUGGGAAAGGGCUUGGUGCUGGAAUCCUGUACUCUCAUCCUGAGUGAGGUGGAUUUGCACCGCCAUGCAGCUGAUGGCACAGCAUGGUACCAGCCCAGGGACAGCAGCGUCCCUGACCCGAAAGGGUCAGAAAUAAGGUAAAAUGAGAACUGAAAUCAGUGUGUUGGAUGCCAGUCCACUGAAGUCACGGUUACAUUGAGUCGUGGAGAAAGGAAUUGGACGUCAGUGGUGCAGUGUUUGGCCUGCUCCUUCAGGAGUUGCGUUAUGGAAGGGGGGGGAACGAAAGCAAAAUAAAGGCCCGUUCAUAAAUAUAUCUCCUCUGUCUAUUAAAGUCAGUAUUUUGGUCGGAGCGUUAUAUAAAUAGGGCUGUACUUUUUGCUGCGCUCUGGUGAAGGGUUAUGUGUAAAAAGGGGUGAAAGCUGCAUUUGGUGUUUCAAAUAAAAACAGAGCUCCGUAUCCGGGUUCCUCUGUUAGUGUUGGCUCACGGCGAGAGGCAGCACGUGCCCUGCAGAGCAAGCCCCUGGCUCUGCACAGAUGUCGCUCCGUGCCCACGCCGCGUGGGGAUCAGAGCUGACUUUUAUUUUUCUGUUCUUUUUUGUUUUGCGGAAGGCUGAGCAGAAAGCACUGAAGCAGGCUGUGGGGACGACGACUCUGCUUUCUGAAUUUGAUGGAUCCCUCUGAGUCUGCUUUCCUAGAACAGUCUGCAGAGGGACAGCAAUCAAUAUCCCUCAGCUUGUUUUUAAUGCUGAUGCUUUUGGUCCUAAUGUGAUGAAUCUUACCGGCUGCUCCUUCCCCAGUGAUGAGCUGCGCUGAGCCUGCAGUGCCUGGAAGCUGCAGUGUUGGUGUCAGUGGGAAGGAAACAAUCUUGGCCAUCAUCUAGCAGCAUGAGCUUGGAUCCAGGGGCCUGAGCUGUGUGUAAGGAAGUGCCCAGCCCAAUCUGCAAGGCUGUGAGGAGAAUGCAGAAGUUGUUUCUGGUGGAUGAAUUCCACACCAGCACAGUGUCCUCACACAACGAACUAGAAAAACAUAGACGGGCGAAACUCCGGCUAUAUUUGGAACAGCUAAAACAGCUCGUGCCUCUUGGGCCGGACAGCACCAGACACACCACUCUAAGUCUGUUGAAAAGAGCUAAGAUGCAUAUCAAGAAAUUGGAAGAACAGGACCGAAAAGCUCUGAAUAUUAAAGAACAAUUACAGCGGGAACACCGCUACCUCAAACGCAGGUUGGAGCAGCUAUCCGUGCAGGGCAUGGAGCGCAUCCGCACUGACAGUAUGGGAUCAACAAUAUCCACUGACUCUGAACAAGAAGUAGACAUUGAAGGAAUGGAGUUUACACCCGGGGAAAUGGACAGUGUUGGAAGUGCCAGUGAUGCUGAAGACCACUACAGUUUGCAAAGCGGCUCGAGCGAUGGAGGUUACACACAUUCCCGCAGACUGAAUGCCAGGCUCUCAUAGUGCCUGAGUUACCAGUUCAACUCAGGACCAUCUGACUGAAGCACUUAUAUAUGAAUAUUCCAGAGGUGUCAACUGCCACUCUUCCGGGAAACCCCAACCACAGUACUCUGACAUGGAGGUUUCUUACCCACGGUUCCCUGCACUGUAACCACAAUAUUAGAUAUUGUAAAUCAUGGGUUUGUUGCAGAGAACUGUGGUUAGGUACAGUUGUGACUUAAAGCUAGCUUGAUGUAGCUCUACUGCAAAUUAAAGAAAAGAAAUUGUCAUUCCAUUCAAGAGGUAUUAAAUUCAAACUGUUGGAAGCAUGGCAUAAGGAAGUUUGACAGUUAUUUUGAUUUUGCAGAAACCAUUUUCAAACAUGGAAGAAUGAACAGAAACUACCAUGCGUUAGUGAUUCGGAGAUAACAAAAACCUAAAACUACUUUUUGUGGUAUUUUUACAUGGAAAAAAAGAAAAUGGAACCCUGUAUAGCAGGCUCUGUUGUAUCAAUUCUUUCAGCAGUUGUUUGGGUAAAGCAGGCGGAUAAACCUUCAAAUUACAGAUGAUCUUUAGAAAAGGUCAUAUUUACAAGUCACUACUGUACUUCAAAAUGGGGGAAAAGCCAGCUCUAGUAAUGACUUCAUGUGGGAUGAUCUCAACUUUCUUCUGCUUUUUUGUAUUCAGUAUCCAACCAGCAGCAAAUCAUUCCAUCCAUGUUAACAGGAGGAGUAGAAUGCAGCACUGCAGUUUGGACCUGUUACUGUGGAAUGGAUGACAUUGAAGCAUUUCAGUGUUUUUGGUGGUGUUUUUUUUUUCAUUUCUUUGUCUGAAAAAUACAGAACUCAAGCGAUCCAGAUUGUGAUAGCUAAUCUUUCCUUGCAGGGAAAUGAAAUUUCUGUUUGCUUGUAUUUUUUUUUUUCUUUUUACACAUGUCAAUACAUUUUUAUGGAAGGCAUGGCUUAAAAAUACAGUAUUCAGCUAGAAGAUAAUUAAUCCUUUUUUCUUUUGCACACUAUAAUUGCAUUUUCUAUUCUUAAAAAAGUGCAAAAAAUUUAAAUGUAUGCUGUAAAACAGCAAAGUUUAUUUAGUACUCAUCAAGCUGUUCAGAACAUAUUUACCCAAAUUAUAGCAAUACUAUGAAGAUGUAUUUUAAUACAACUUCUGCUUAGUGAAGUCAUUAGAGCUUGGCUUGCCGGGUAAGAAAAAAUGGACCAGUCUUUGCAUUACCUGUUUAAAGAAGGUCUUUUAAAAAAAAAAAAAAAAAAAAAAAAAAAAAAAGAAAGAAAAAAGGAAAAAAAAAAGAGAAAAAAGCUAUAAACACUUUUAGGGAAGUGAUUUUAGCAAGUGUAGUCUAUAUUUCCUGUAAGAGAUUUUGUAUUAUAUUUUCCUAAAUGUUCUCAUUUACUUGUAUAGGGAGGGGAAUGGUACAGACCCAGACCAGAGUCUCAGGGACUCUUCACCUUUGUCAUAUUGUGCCUUGGUGACCAUUUAUGUAUGCCUCUCCUUUUCAUUGUUUAAAGGACAACUAAGCUUUGUUUCCAGACCCUCCAUUUGAAUGGUCAGUUGUCCACCUUCCUACCGAUGAAGUAGAGAGGUGUGUUUAUAUCUUUACCCUCUCACAACUGAUUCAGUGUGGCUUUAAGUAAAAUCCUAAAUUUAGGUUUCGGUGCGAGGGUUGAUUGUACAAGCCCUCCUUUUGAUUCUUCAGCACCCAAAUCUAUAUUUUGUUAGCUUAUAAAGUCAGGGUCUCCGUGAGACCAGUGCUCAGUGGCUAGGGAAACACAAAUGUACUGUGUAAGGCUAUGGGAUGUCCAAGUGUGGUGCCAUUUUUAGCAUUCAGAUACAAGACCUCAUGACAUGCUGACCAUAAUGAUCAAAAACAAAGAUUCAGUUGUUCUUUCAACAUCUGACAUACGUGUCCUCCCUUUGGCUCUUACAACACCGAGUAGAAAUACGAAUACAUUUUGUGGCAGCUUACAGAUCCUUGUUUGCACUCUCGCUUACUGCUUGGAACUUGCCAACAAGGAAAAUGUAUAUGUUUAAUGUACAUAACCUAACGGAUUGCCACCCCUACUUUGGCUCUGGGGAGGGGCAUAAGGUUAUCAACUCUGGCAGCUGAAUAAGAAAACAAUUAACCUUUUCUGUGAUGCAGGUUUUGGUAUUAUGUUGUAUACACCUUGCAUUUUACUAAAAUCCUCGUUGUUGGGGAAAGCACACAGCAAUAUACUCAUUGUGUGUAGCUGACAAGCAGCAGAAAUUACUAGCUCCUUUGGUGCAUAUGAAACUAAUUUCCAAAUCAUGGAAAAAACAAAACAAAACAAAACUAAGAGUUUACUUUAACAUACGACUGUUAACAGGAAAAAAAAAACAGGCUAGUAUAUUGUUGCUGUUCAUUUAUUCUAUAAUGAACACGUUCAUAAAUUGUAAAGUGUUUCCUUUCGUGACAAGCAGCUCUUGCACAGAACCUCCUAAUGAAAAGAGAUUUGAAACUUACAGAAGGAAAGACAAAAUUUUAAAUUGAACAUUAUUGUACCUUAGGUCAACCUGAAAUUUUCCUUUUAAAGAUGAAUGUGCUAACUUAAUGAGUUCUUCCACGCUGGGUAUCCAUGGCUUUGUAGAUCUUAUAUUUUCAAUAAAAAUUACUCGAAUAAUCUUGAGUGGAAACAAAAA
Molecule: messenger RNA, 4171 nt
Organism: Tympanuchus pallidicinctus (lesser prairie-chicken)
Lineage: Eukaryota; Metazoa; Chordata; Aves; Galliformes; Phasianidae
Gene: MXD4
Product: MAX dimerization protein 4
Exons: 5
Coding region: 1025-1522 (165 amino acids)
Biological process (GO): regulation of transcription by RNA polymerase II
Molecular function (GO): protein dimerization activity; RNA polymerase II cis-regulatory region sequence-specific DNA binding; DNA-binding transcription factor activity, RNA polymerase II-specific
Source: RefSeq, a predicted model, not a curated record